CGGUUCCCUUAUGGGUGUGGUGACGAGAUUGCUGGUGAAAAUUGACUCUCAGCUCGCGUGAGGGCUGCGUGGCCCUUUAAAUGUGUUUAAAAUUGAGUUCCAGUUGAUUGUGCUGCUUUGAAAUUUAUUUGUGCGCUCACCAACAUGCGAGGGAUCUGAAGAAGGAGCGGAAUUUGCCCAAACCAGCCUGAUCAGGUCCAGCACGUUGUCGUCUUGGUGCAGGUCAAACAGGAACAAUGAGUGAGUUGGAACAGUUGCGACAGGAAGCGGAACAGCUUCGCAACCAGAUCCGGGAUGCUAGAAAAGCCUGCAGUGACUCCACACUUUCACAGAUGACAGCGAGCCUGGACUCAGUGGGGCGGAUACAGAUGAGAACGAGACGCACACUCAGAGGUCAUCUCGCCAAAAUCUACGCCAUGCACUGGGGCAGCGACUCCAGGUUACUCGUCAGUGCCUCCCAAGAUGGAAAACUGAUCAUAUGGGACGGUUAUACGACCAACAAGAUGCACGCUAUUCCCCUGCGCUCUUCCUGGGUCAUGACCUGUGCGUACGCCCCGUCCGGGAACUACGUGGCCUGCGGAGGCCUGGACAACAUCUGCUCCACCUACAGCCUUAAAACCCGCGAGGGCAACGUCAGGGUCAACCGAGAACUGGCUGGACACACAGGUUAUCUGUCUUGCUGUCGUUUUCUUGAUGACAAUCAGAUCAUCACCAGCUCUGGCGACACCACAUGUGCAUUGUGGGACAUUGAGACGGGCCAACAGACCACCAGUUUCACAGGACACACGGGUGAUGUCAUGAGUCUGUCGGUCAGUCCCGACUCAAAGACCUUCGUGUCAGGAGCCUGCGACGCCUCUGCCAAACUCUGGGACAUCAGAGACGGGAUGUGCAGGCAGUCCUUCACCGGCCACGUCUCGGAUAUUAAUGCCGUCUGCUUCUUUCCGAACGGAAAUGCCUUCACAACGGGUUCGGACGACGCCACCUGCAGGCUGUUCGACCUGCGCGCGGAUCAGGAGCUGAUGAUGUAUUCUCACGACAACAUUAUCUGCGGCAUCACCUCUGUGGCCUUCUCCAAGAGUGGACGCCUCCUGCUGGCCGGUUACGACGACUUCAACUGCAACGUCUGGGACACUUUAAAAGGCGAACGCGCAGGUGUCCUGGCCGGUCACGACAACAGGGUCAGCUGUUUAGGAGUGAACGAUGACGGAAUGGCCGUGGCCACGGGAUCAUGGGACAGUUUUCUGCGGAUCUGGAACUGAGAGCAGUAUUAAAAUCUCCAGGUCCAGUUUCCUUUGGUCCCAUUUCUACGUCUUUCCACUCUGUAUUCCAGUUAUUACACAUGAUUUUCAGUAUGUAGUUCAAUCCCGUGGAAAAGCCAAUCGCCGGCCGCAGGAAUCAUAAUAAGAGAUUAUUAAAGUGUCAUUGUGUAAUAUGUAAAUAUACAUGUAUAUGAAUAUAGAUAUGGUAUAUAUGUACAGCAUUAUGUGUAUGUAUAUACCAUAUAGUAUAUACAUACAUAGUGUUCAUGUAUAUAUUUUUCUAGUUGAUCAUUGGCCCCAUGACAUUUUUAUUAAUCCUUUUCUUUUUUGUAUUUUAUUUUCUGUUUUGUGUACAUAGAAAACAACGCUAAACUAGAUGGAAAGUUGUGAACAGCAGUCUGUAUUACAAAAGUUUGUGAAUUGUGGAUGCGUUAAACACAUGCAGAUGAACUUUCUUCUUCUUUUUUCUUUUUUACACGCCACUAAAUCAAUCAUCAUUUAUUGGUGCUUGAAGGUGUUUGAAAAGAAGGCACUGAAUUUUCUCAGCCUUGAGAUUGAAUGUUUAAUUCUACGACGCCGUGUUUUUAAGAGUCUUGCUUUUGAUUGAUAAAGAAAUUCAAAAUCUAUCUGCCCUUGAACUUUAGCCUUAAAUACUAGCGAUCGCAGCAGAACUAAUCCUAGUAUGUCAAAUCUCAUUCUUGGUGCUUACAAAAGAAAAUCCGUGCUUUGAAUUGAUUAGAAACGGCCACAAACCCUCCUUAAAUUCGUUGCAGUGUUACAAAACGGAGCACGUUCAAAGCAGUAUAUAUAAUUUUUUUUUGUUGAUUAGGAGUCAGUUUCAGCAUGUAAAUGUGUGCAAACAGGUGGAAAUGAAGAACACUACCUGGUCAGGAUGAUUAAACUAUUUUUGGCUUAUUUUUUUCUGUGCAUCAAAAAUUGUAGAUCAGAUCAGAGCGAUGAAGCCGUUUCGCCAUAUUUAUAAUAAGUGCCAUCGGUUCUGACAGAAUGUUUCUGGCUGUUUGAGAUGUGCGUCAGUAACCUUAACAAGCCUGAUUAAAAAUGAUAUUUGUGCCAUUGUUAAUGCUCUUAACACCUCAUGUAACUGUGAAUAGAAUUUAAAAUCUUUCUCUUACUUUGCCUUUUUAUAUAAAAGGGAAUUGGAAAGUGGCUUGAAAUUAUUAUUUUUUUCUUUUUACAGUAUGAAAAUGCUUUUUAGCAUUAAUAAAAACCCUCUCAAGUUGGGUAACACACCGUAAAGGAAUUAAUUUGGGGUUUAAGUGUUUUUUGCGAUGAUUACUGUGAAAAGGGAUGCAUUUAGUCAUUUAGAAGUCACUUUGAAUUCUACAAUUUAAACAGGAAGUUUGUCUUAUUAGUAUUGGUUAGAAUUUAAGUCAGAUUUCUAUUGUUGGUACUGUAGAGGUCGAGAGAUUGCCAAUCAGUGAUUCUUUUUUUUGUGGUUGUUUUUUAUUAUGAUCAUGUUGAAGAUUUGAGUGGUUGGUUCGGGACUGUUUUAACAAAAAAAAAAUUUCACAUUAUUAUUUCAAACGGGCCGAACCGCUCAAACUCGGCAACAGAAAGAGCAUUUCACACGUUAGGACCCCAAUGCUUAAAGUAUCCUUUUGGCUCAUUUGUAUCCUUUUUUGUUUUUCCUCCUUUUUGAGCAGAUAAAGCCAGGACUGUGGUGCCUUGUGUACUUUCACAGUGCCAUGUUUCAAAUAAUCAUUUUUCAUAACAUUUUUGUUCCUCAUUUUUUUUUUUUUUUUUUUUGGUAUUUGUAAAGUAACAUGGUGAUGAAGCAGCCAUACACUGAUAUUGUAACCAAUAAAAAGACUUUUAACCAUAA
Messenger RNA from Megalobrama amblycephala (Wuchang bream), 3102 nucleotides. RefSeq names its product guanine nucleotide binding protein (G protein), beta polypeptide 4b (gene gnb4b). Gene Ontology annotation, cellular component: heterotrimeric G-protein complex; cytoplasm. Gene Ontology annotation, molecular function: protein binding; signaling receptor complex adaptor activity. The record is from RefSeq and is a predicted model, not a curated record. Lineage: Eukaryota; Metazoa; Chordata; Actinopteri; Cypriniformes; Xenocyprididae. The coding region runs from base 237 to 1259 and encodes 340 amino acids. Gene Ontology annotation, biological process: G protein-coupled receptor signaling pathway. The transcript is spliced from 10 exons.